Molecule: messenger RNA, 1220 nt
Organism: Nelumbo nucifera (sacred lotus)
Lineage: Eukaryota; Viridiplantae; Streptophyta; Magnoliopsida; Proteales; Nelumbonaceae
Product: Mitochondrial transcription termination factor family protein
Biological process (GO): regulation of DNA-templated transcription
Molecular function (GO): double-stranded DNA binding
Source: RefSeq, a predicted model, not a curated record
CCUAUAAAAAUCUCAGGCUCUCAGCUCCAAUGCGAGCUACUGAGCUAGUUACCUUUUCCCGCCAACAAAACAAAGAGGAAGGAAAUGCUUCUUAACUCCCUCCACAUCCCAACGGUCUGCUCCAUCAUCUCACCCAACCACACAACCCCUAACCUCCGCCGUUUCUGCUCUUCUACUCAUCCACACCCUCCGCUCCUCCUUCGAUUCCGUACUUCUCACCGCGAGAAUAUCCGAUACCUCAAAACCCUAGGAAUCGUCUCAAACAACAACAGACCCCCUUCCCAAGAAUUCAUAGACCGAAUCCUGUCCCUCUUAAAUUUCCUCAAAUCCAAUGGAUUUUCGGAGGCGGAUUUCCGCCGACUGUCCUCCAUCUGCCCCAGACUCUUCUCCUCCGGCAUCGACCCCACUGACAUAGCACCCGUUUUCGACUUCUUGACUGACGAACUAACAGCGUCUCCCGACGAUUCUUGUGGUUUGAUUCUUCGGUGCCCCGGGAUUCUCUUUUCUGACGUCGAAUUUUGUCUGAGACCCACGCUUCUCUUUCUCAGGGGAUUGGGAUUGGAGAAUCUCAAUUUACCGACUACCCUCAAUGCUCAUCUGCUCAACACCCGCGUCGAGAGGCUCAUUCCAAAGCUCAGAUUUUUGAAGAGCUUAGGGUUUUCAGAUGAGGAAUCUGCUAAGGUUUGUGUCAGACUGCCUGCAAUCUUCGGUUACAGCAUUGAAAAUAAUCUGGGGCCGAAGGUUGAAUACUUGGUGAAGGAGAUGAAGAGAGACGUUGAAGAAUUGAAACUGUUUCCUCAAUAUUUCGCAUUCAGUCUGAAGAACCGAAUAGUUCCGAGGCAUUUGCAUUUGAAGGAGAGAAAUGUUCAAGUCCCAUUGAAAAGGAUGCUGUUGUGGAGUGACCAGAGAUUUUAUGCGAAGUGGAAGUGAAAUUCGGUAAAAACUGUCUACUGUUGCUGCAGGCUUCAGAGCAAGUAGCAAAGGCAUUUGCUGACAUAUGGAGGGCUGGCUUAAGAGGAGAUCCAGAUAAUUCAUUUCAAAAAGGACCUUCUGAAUUGUCAUGGACAUACUUACCCUAUUAAGAUCAACUUCAUACUCCCACUUGAAUAAUUUUCCCUUAGUUUUCUUAAUUUUCAUUUGUAAUAAGGGCCAGAAGUAUGAUCAUUUAUAUGACAUGAUAAAGAUUAUUUGCUUCAAGUUUACUACAUGGAAGGAGCAUA